Molecule: messenger RNA, 816 nt
Organism: Penicillium verrucosum
Lineage: Eukaryota; Fungi; Ascomycota; Eurotiomycetes; Eurotiales; Aspergillaceae
Exons: 3
Coding region: 1-816 (271 amino acids)
Source: RefSeq, a predicted model, not a curated record
AUGUCUUCAAAGAAUGAAGUCCACGAAACAGAUGAGCAUUUAGAGCAGCGCUGGUUCUUGAUUGAGCUUGAGGAGGCCAUAGUGGCCCUUGAUGAGCACAAACUUGACGCGACACGACUCAAAAACUUCAACGUCAACCUCUGCCGCCUGAGUCUCGAUCAAAACUCAGAGCUCAAGCCCCGCUUUUUCACGCCAAGACCCAACCUCCCGCAACCCAGCGAUGAGAUACUCAAUAGAGCCUGUUCAGUUGCGGAUCCCAAGGAGUGUUUUGAAGACCCAUACUCUCGUGCACACGCCAUGCACGAUGACUGGAACUCCUAUGCUUUUCACCAAGUACGUGACGAUUAUGACGGGCCGUGGCGUUCAAAGGAGCCUAUCGAUUACACCCCUUACAAGAGCGUGUACCAGUUUGGCGCCGUAUGGAACGGCAUUCCAUCAUUUGGCGCUUUUAGGAUGAUGGAUAGUGCUGGAAAGAAAUUUCCGCAUUUCAAAGCAGUCGUCUUCAACGACUUGGAGGCGGAGAAUAACACUUGUUUCCGUGGAGAACUCCUGAUCAGUCUUCGCAUAAUGUUGGGCCAAUUGAGAAAAGUGCGCUUGGUUCACCAUCAAAUAGCACCGGGUAUUCUACAGGUUUUGCUUAUGUCAUUGGCUGGCUUGCACGCACGUUUAUUGGAGUGUUAUUAUGACGAGAAAUCGAAAUCCCUCAUGAUGCGUUCUUCUGAUCUUUACGAGCUCUCCAACAAGACGUCUAUAUCGGAAGCGUUCAUGGCCCUCACCAAGUACUUUCUUGGCGAUCCAGUAGGGACUACGAUCUAA